Drosophila guanche is the source of this 309-nucleotide messenger RNA. RefSeq lists its product as uncharacterized. The record is from RefSeq and is a predicted model, not a curated record. Bases 25 to 276 code for a protein of 83 amino acids. The transcript is spliced from 3 exons. NCBI's taxonomy places the organism in Eukaryota, Metazoa, Arthropoda, Insecta, Diptera, Drosophilidae.
AGCAAAACCAAAGUCUCUCGAAAAAUGGCCGUUGCUGUGCGACUGGUGGAAGUCCUGACCCUGAUCACCAUAUUGGGCCUGAUUACCUGCCUAAGCCUCACCGUGACCCUGGCCGAGCGUGCUAUCAGUUUGAUCAUGACGUUUCUUGGGCCAGCAGCGAGUAUGGUGCAGUUUGGGUUGCUUUUUAUUGAAAAAAUUCUGGUGUAUGCCCUGCUCUCUAUAUUGGGUUUUGUCAAGACGGUGAUCGCCACUCUGCGUGUAACUGGUCUGGCCUGAGCACCGCUCUCCCCCCUGUCAUUCCCGCAUUUC